UUUAACUUUCAAAAUGGCGGAUAGACGGCGGAAGCGGGCUUCUCAGGAUAGUGAAGAAGAUGACGAAUCCGGUUCUGGGAACGAGAGUGCUGGCUCUGGUUCGGUGUCUGCUAGAGCUCGGCUACGGGACUUGGAAACGACAGUGUCGCCCAGUACUCGGGUGCGAGCAGAGAGUGGAGCCGACUUAGAGUCCGAGUGUGAGAGUGAAGACUGCAUUGAAGGAGAUGCUGUUCUUUCAGAUUAUGAAAGUGCUGAAGAAAAUGGCUCAAACUCUGAGGGUGAUGUGGAAGAAGGAGAUUACAGUGAUGAGGAGCACCAUGCCCGUCCGCAAGAGACCAAGCCAGAUGAGGCAGCUGCAGAGGAAGAGGAAACCUUCAGCAAAGAGGAGAAGGUUGAGGGAAAAGGCACAUUGGCUGGAGAAAGGCAGAGUGGGGAUGGGCAGGAGAGCACAGAGCCUUUGGAAAACAAAACUGGUAGUAAAUCAGGGAAGAGGCUUGAUGAUGAUGAGGACCGCAAAAACCCUGCGUACAUCCCCAGAAAGGGUCUCUUCUUUGAACAUGAUGUCCGUGGACAGGCACAGGAGGAAGAUAUCCGGCCAAAAGGACGUCACAGAAAACUAUGGAAGGAUGAGGGCCGCUGGGAACAUGAUAAAUUUCGGGAGGACGAGCAAGCACCCAAAUCACGAGAGGAGCUCAUUGCCAUGUAUGGCUAUGAUAUUCGCAACUCCAACCGCCCUGACGAUGGGCAGCCGUUCCGUCCACGUAAACCAAGGUUUGGCAGCCCAUCCAGCAGAGAAAAGAAGUGGUUCCGUGAUACAGAGAAACCAAGUCGUGCUUCGUGGCACAGUGGUACAAAUAACAACCCACCUCUGUCGCCAAAUCCUCCUUCAGGGCCUACCCCAAAACCUUAUGGGGGAUCCCGGAACUCAAUGGGGGGCUCUGGGCGAAUGGGUCAACCUCGCAACUUCCAGAGUGGCCGCACAACAAACUAUGCUCCUGGCUACAGAGAAAAUCGCUCAAAUUUUAAAAAUAAUGAGGUAGGCAUGCAUAAUGGAAACCAUGGUGGCAAUAGUAAUAACUUUCAUCCUGGUCGAUUGCCCCGCCAGCAUUUUGAUGGGGACAGUGCACACAGGAGAGCUGAGGAGGAGCCGCCCCCAAGACACACUGCUGGAGUGGCCGCCAAAGAAGAGCAGGCAGGAGAAGAAUAUGUCAAUAAAUGUGACAGAAAUGAUGUUUCACCCAAGAAGGAAGAGAGAGUCUCUGAAAGCAGUAUUGCACCUGCCCCAGCUGCUACCCAAGAAAGUUGUCCAACUUCUGCUGUCACAUCGACAGCCCCUGAGCGGACAGUAGAAAAGAAAUCUUACUCACGAGGCAGGAGGACUCGCACCAAAGCUUCUGAACUUGGAAAACAGGCCUCUGUUGAGGAACAGCAGCCAUUGCCUCCUCCUCCACUCCUACAGAUGUCCAUGACUUUGCCAGGUGCCCCUGUGGACCAACCAGCACAAGUGGGCCCCCCGCAGAAUCCGCAGGUUCAGUUGCCUUCUGCACCUCACACUGCUUUGAAAGCAGAUACCUGGGAAGGCCCUCCAAUGGAUAAUGGAAGCAACAGUCUGCCAUGCUCCAGUGGGCUUGAACAUGAGAUGGCACACCUGAGUCUAGCAGGACAGACCUGGACACAGAGCCAGCCACCAUACAUGACUGGAGAAAUGAGGGGCAUUCCUAAUCAAAUCCACAUGGGAGGGGGACCACCUCAAUACAACAGGAUAGAUGAAAUGUCUGUAGGUGUUGGCCGUGCCAAGAGGUAUUCCUCCCAGAGGCAGAGGCCUGUGCCUGAACCUGCACCCAUGCACAUUGGCAUCAUGGAAGGACACUACUAUGACACAAUACCUUUCCAAGGACCAAUAUAUACUCAUGGUGAAACUCCUGGGCCCCUCCCUCCUCAAGGGAUGAUUGUUCAGCCUGAAAUGCACCUUGCACACCCAGGUCUUCAUCCUCAUCAGCCUCCGGCACCAAUGCCAAAUCCAGGGCUGUAUGCAGGGCCUCCAGUUUCCAUAACUCCAGGUCAACCACCUCCCCAGCAGUUGCUUCCCCCUACUUACUACCCAACGACAGGGGUGAUGCCUUUUGGGAACACCAACUUCACUUACCCUCCUGGAUCACCUCUAACCCCUAUCUAUCCCAGUCCACAGGCCCAGUCACAAGUUUAUGGCGGUGUUACUUAUUACAAUCCUGUACAACAGCAGGCACAGCCUAAACCAUCACCUGCACGCCGCACCUCCCAGCCAGUGACCAUCAAGCCACCUCCUCCUGAGGAGAUAAGCAAUGAGAAGGGCAAAGAAAAAAGUGGCACAUAAAGAAAAGCAGUUUGUGGACCACCUGCAAGUUGAGACCUUAAUCAUUUUCUAGUGUAUAUAUGUUGGGUUUUUAUAUGUAUUAAAAAUUAAAAAGAGAAUGGUUUUGGUUUUAAAAAAAAAAAAGACUUGCCAGAAUGACAUCUGCUUCACCAAGCUGGAGUUUAGACCUUCUUGUGAGUUUUCUUUUCCUUUUUUUUUUUUUCUUUCCAAAAUGGCCACUACUAACCUGAUUGUUGUGAACUCUUAUAUGAUCGUGUCAUACUGUCUCAUGAGUAUUCCUGGUGUCCCAAUGACUCCCUAAAUGCAUCUGGAUUAUUACAUUAUCCCUAAGGGUUGAAUUUGAUAUCACUCAUAGCGCCAGGCUCCAGGCUGGUUCUUUGGAGCAAGGUGAUGGUCAGAUGGAGGCCAACUUUCCUUUGACAGCUGAAGUUUGAAUGAUUAAGUCUGAGGGGGGUGAUAAGAAACACUGGUUUGAUGAGAAUUCAUAAAUGUAGUGCGUCUUUGAUGAGAAGGCAUUUUGAAAGGAAGAUGGGAGCUGCUAUGAAUAUAAAAUGCUUAUUUCGGACCUUUUUCUGCACUUUUUUUUUUUUUCUUUUUAUGAAGUACAGUGUGUUUACUUUGUAGUUAAAGAACAAGAAGUGACUGAAGUUCCAUGUUACAAUAGCCAAGGCAGCCCUGUUCUAAGAAACUGCAUAAAUCUGGACCUAGUGGAGUGAAUGGUUCAUUUGCAAAAAUACUGCAACUUUCAAUACUUGCUUUUCUCCUAAUAAAGAGAACAGCUAUCUUUUAUAUAUUCUGCUGGGGAAACUUGAAACUUUUCAUAACUGCUUGUGCCGUACAGUUCAGCUUCACAGAGAGGGGCAAUGUUUGAUAUAGGUGCUGGUAAAGGGCACCUCAUUAAAAAAAAAAAAAAUGGCAGCCGAGUGAUUUCUAUUAGCAAAAACUUCCUCCAGUUGUAGUCAUUUUUUUGUGUUACCUGCAUUUGGUAUCUGUGGAAGCAAGUGAACCUGUGCACCCACAGCUCAAUAUGUUAUGUGUACCGCUAGCAUUUUCUUUAGCUGCCCUUCUCUUUGGCAGGAUUGAGGAGGUAGAGUGCUACACCUCAAGGCUGCUCCACAGAUCUUUCAUCCCAGGGUAUUACCCUUGCCUCUUCGUUAUGUAAUUAUGAUGUUUUAUUUCAGUUAUGUUUCCUAAGCAACAACACCCAUGCCUCUUGAAAACACUCAAUCCUUUUAACCAUCAAGAUAAAAGAAAAAAAAAUAGAUCACCUUUUCUGGCGGAGUGCGCUUGUGCAGAUUGGUUUAUUAUUGGGUUCCUCCUCCAUUGGCUCAUUUAAACAUGAGCCUUUUUUUUGUGUGUGUGCGUGCGUGCCCCCUUUUUUUUUUUUUUUUGUCUCAUGCUUUUGUCAUUGACAGUGUUAUUUUAUUUUGUACUGCAAAAUGUAUUGCACCUUUGUCAUUACUGAUACAUUAAAAAAAAAAAAAA
Molecule: messenger RNA, 3838 nt
Organism: Polypterus senegalus (gray bichir)
Lineage: Eukaryota; Metazoa; Chordata; Cladistia; Polypteriformes; Polypteridae
Gene: casc3
Product: casc3 exon junction complex subunit
Exons: 13
Coding region: 14-2353 (779 amino acids)
Biological process (GO): mRNA processing
Cellular component (GO): exon-exon junction complex
Molecular function (GO): mRNA binding
Source: RefSeq, a predicted model, not a curated record